This is a messenger RNA of Nothobranchius furzeri (turquoise killifish), 3227 nucleotides long. RefSeq names its product RAB guanine nucleotide exchange factor (GEF) 1, like (gene rabgef1l). Gene Ontology annotation, molecular function: small GTPase binding; zinc ion binding; guanyl-nucleotide exchange factor activity. NCBI's taxonomy places the organism in Eukaryota, Metazoa, Chordata, Actinopteri, Cyprinodontiformes, Nothobranchiidae. The record is from RefSeq and is a predicted model, not a curated record. Gene Ontology annotation, cellular component: endocytic vesicle; cytosol. Gene Ontology annotation, biological process: vesicle-mediated transport.
UCAACUCAAGAGUUCAAACCGUAGAAGAAGAAGUAGCUGUCAGAUAAAAUGGCUGUGGGACGAAGCUAGCUACCUGGCUAAUGUAAAUAUUCACCUACAGCACGCUGAAAAGACGACUACGAGAACCUUACCCGAUAAUAUCUGAGACGAAUGAAAGUUCGUCUUUUGCCUUAGUAAGAUGAGCCAACGGCGGGGCAUCCAUGUGGACCAAUCAGAGCUGCUCUGUAAGAAAGGAUGUGGAUUUUAUGGCAACGCAGCCUGGCAGGGUCUGUGCUCAAAGUGCAAGCGAGAGGAAAAUCAGCUAGAAAAGCAAAAGCAGAUACAGGAGGAUCGGGCGCUUGCUGAAAGGCUGCAGAGAAAGGAACAGGAAAUCUAUGCAAGCAGACAUCAGAGGACGCAAUCACAGCCUUCAGUGACACCCUUCAGCAAGUCUGAUGAAAGAAAGCCAAAAGAGAAAUCCAGCAAAGUCACUACAGUCACUAAGUUUUUCACUCAGUCAGCAAAAACACCACCAAAAAAAGAUGUUGCUUCGUUCGACACGCAGUCGAUGCCGAGUCCCAGCUCCUCGGUGGGUCGACACGCCUCUCUGGACGGUGACCAGGCCACGCGGGACUUCAUUGAAUUCCUGAAGCCUCUGAAGUCUGGCCGGGAAAUCUUCAAACAGUGUCGGGCUUUCACCGAGAGCAUGGUGUAUAAACGGGACGCGGGAGCUGAGGAACUGUCCGACUGUGUGCAGGACUUCUACCAGAACCUCUCAGAACGCCUGCAGAUCCAGUCUAAAGGUUCGUCCGAUCACGUCGAGAUAGUAAUGGAUGAAGUAGAGAAGUACAUGAUGAGUCGCCUUUACAAAGAGGUCUUCUGUCCUGAAACCACAGACGAUGAGAGUAAAGACUUGGCCAUUCAGAAGAGAAUCAGAGACUUGCACUGGGUCACCCUGGAGAUGCUGUGUGUGCCGGUAAACGAAGAGAUCCUCGAGGCCUCGGACAGCGUGGUCAAAGCCAUAACGGAUGUCAUUGAGAUGGAUUCAAAGCAAGUCCCUAAGGACAAGCUGUGCUGCAUAACUCGCUGUAGCAAACACAUCUUCAACGCCAUCAGAGUGAGCAAGAAGGAGGCGGCGUCUGCAGACGACUUCCUCCCUACUCUCAUUUACAUCGUGCUGAAGGCGAAUCCUCCACGACUGCAGUCCAACAUCCAGUACAUCACACGUUUCUGCAAACCCAGCAGACUCCGAACCGGAGAGGAUGGUUACUACUUCACUAAUCUGUGCUGCGCGGUGGCCUUCAUCGAGAAGCUGGACGGUCAGUCUUUGAACCUGAGCUCUGAGGAGUUUGAGCUCUACAUGUCGGGCCAGGCGUCCCCCCACUGGCCGCGGUCCGCUGGAGCUGCCGCUUCGUCGUCAUCCUCCUCCACCCGCACCGGUGCUCUCGCUCAAGCCCACAGCAGUCUGGACCUGCUAAACGGGCUCAGCGAGAGGCAGGAGCGCGUCAUAGAGAAGGCUCACCAGCUGGAGAGUGACCUCAUCGACUGGACGGAUGAGGUGGAGCAGAAGGUGCAGAGUGCGUUGGAGAGCUUCCCACUGGAAACGCUAAACUCCGCUGCAACCAAAGCUAGCGGGACGGCGUCCGCAGCGUCAUCAGCAAUCGACUCUGAUAAUGUUGAGAACGAGCUGCUGCCCCCGCCGCUCCAACCUCAGGUGUUUGCCGGCUAAGAAUCCGCCGGAGGCCGAACUCCACCGCCCCGACCUUUCUCGCUGUCGGACCUCUCUGUCCGUUUGCACAUCCAGCUGCUGUCGACUCCACACAUCUGCUGCCUCAGAGGCUGUGAAACUAGCAGAAACGUUACACGACUGCAGAUUUAACGGACUCGUCUGCGCAUAUUCUCCUUCCUUUCAGAUUUAAACAGGAAGAUUGAAACCACUUCAGCAUCUGUGCGGUAGAUAAGAGCCAGAUGUUGAGUUUAGCACAAUAAUCUGGGAGAUAACAGCAUAUCAAAGUUCACUUUCUGGCAUUUUGAUGAACUCUAAAUUUUCUUCUAUUCAGUUAUCUUGUUUGAAUUUGUGCCGCUGAAGCCUAAAAAUGAACAUUUGCAUCCAUCGUUACCUAAAAUCUGGAUUUUACUGGAUUUUUCAAGCGUUGACUUUUAUCGCAAAGGAGAAAAAUGACUCCGGUCUUAAGCUCUUCCUCAGUAGCUGUCCUAGUUGUUGCAGUGUGGAAAAAAAGCUUCUCACGCGUUCGGAGGACUUGUCGUUAGCGUAGGUUUGUGUGUGGAAACAAAUGUAACCAAAAGAGGAUUUUUAGUUUGAAAAAUCAAAUAUUUUCUUGCUCAGUUCCUCUCCGGCUCAUGCUAACUUGUGCAGGAUUGAGCCCAAAAGUCCCAGAGAAGUCGAGCAAAUGUGUGUGUUUGUGCGUUGAACGCACACGUGCGAGUGCGUGCAUGUGCACGUUUCAUUCACGGCGGUAAUUCAAUAACUCCUCUGGUUGUCUGUGUCGAUGUAGCCGUCUCGUUUUCGUUCCAGACCUCGCUCCAGCCACAGGCCGGGUGUACAGAGGUGAUUUUAUUUUUUUAUAGAUUUUAUCGAUUCCUCUUGACGACAUGAAACCUGUAAUAUUUACAGCAGCUGAAGAAAAUAGAAGAUUCACUCAGAUUUGGGUUUCUCGAGGCUGCGAGCAUGCCUGCCGAGGAGCCGCUGUAGGUGACGCCAUUCUGAUGCUCUUUUUAACGUAAUCAGACAAAAAUAAGCCGCGUUUCAGCAAAGAUAAAACAUCAAAAUCACUCUAGAGCCUGUGGUUGUGACGCUAGCGCACAUGUCUAUUUAUUUUAAAGCACCUUUAUCAGAUUUAGAGUAAAAAAGAAACAACUUCCAUCCGGUGGUGUUGGUUCAAAGUCUGUGUUGCAGCAGUUUCACAGGAAAGGAAACACAGUUUGAACUUGAGGCACAUGUUUUUGCUCAUAAGCUGAAGUUUUUUUGUCUCUUUUAUGUUACGAGAUUUGACUCCUUGAGUUGAUUUUUGCAAACAGGAGGGUUGUUUUAGAGGGGUCUUAAUGCAGAGUUCAACCGCCUUUUUGCACGGUAUGCAGGACCGUAUUUAUUUGUUAUUUUAAGUCUUCCUGUUCUUGUUUAACGUGGGAGAAACUGAGUACUGCCUUUAAUUUAAGACUAACUUAUCGGGACCGUUUGAUUGGCCGCCGUGGGUGUGGUGAUCAAUAAAAGUAGCUCUGAAACGCCA